UUUCUCCUCCCUUCUUUUUCUUCUUCUUUUGGUCUAUCGAGGCGUAGUCUAGUCAACCGCGCGUUUCAAAGCCAUUUCCAGAAGCUGCGAGCAGACCGAGCGGAGCAGCCUGCUGGAGCCGAGGACGGAUCGCCCGGGGAAAGACUCCUCGUUCCUCAGGACGAUGGUGCUGGACAAGGAAGAGGGUGUGCCGAUGCUCUCCGUCCAGCCCAAAGGGAAACAGAAGGGGUGUGCUGGCUGCAAUCGCAAGAUUAAAGACCGCUACCUGCUCAAGGCCCUGGACAAAUACUGGCAUGAGGACUGUCUCAAAUGUGCCUGCUGCGACUGCCGCCUGGGGGAGGUGGGCUCCACCCUCUAUACGAAAGCCAACCUCAUCCUCUGUCGCAGGGACUACCUGAGGCUCUUUGGUACAACAGGGAACUGUGCAGCCUGCAGUAAACUGAUCCCAGCCUUUGAAAUGGUGAUGAGAGCCAGAGAUAAUGUUUACCAUUUGGACUGUUUUGCCUGUCAGCUUUGUAACCAGAGGUUUUGCGUGGGAGACAAGUUUUUCCUAAAAAACAACAUGAUUUUGUGUCAAAUGGACUAUGAGGAGGGCCAGCUGAAUGGGAGCUUUGAGACACAGGUUCAAUAGUUGGACUCUCAUGGCAGCAACAAUCGGCUCCACACUUUACACACAAGAUGGAUGUUCUGCUGCACUUGGAAAAAGACAAGCGUCUGUCUGCUUGCCUGCAAUACUUUUUAAACCCCUUUAUCAGUCCCUAAGGACUUUAUUGUAAAUGUUCAACUUUUUGCCCCCCCCCACACCCCAACACUGAGCAGUUACACAUUUUGAUGUACAGUUGUGCCUGCUUAGCUGAGCACUGUAUUGCUUGUAUGUUUUGUGAAAUUUGUUUCAGGUUUGUUUUCUUUUUCUUUUAGAAAUGGUUCACUGGAGGGUAUGUACAGUCUGUUUUCUCUGUAUAUAUAAACUGGAACAUUUAUUUUAUGAAAUGUAAUGCAAUUUUAUUACUAGUGUGAAUUAAAGAUUCUUAAAUGUU
Melanotaenia boesemani (Boeseman's rainbowfish) is the source of this 1037-nucleotide messenger RNA. It is a transcript of the gene lmo1, whose product is annotated as LIM domain only 1. NCBI's taxonomy places the organism in Eukaryota, Metazoa, Chordata, Actinopteri, Atheriniformes, Melanotaeniidae. The transcript has 4 exons. Gene Ontology annotation, biological process: positive regulation of transcription by RNA polymerase II. Gene Ontology annotation, molecular function: transcription coactivator activity; DNA-binding transcription factor binding. The record is from RefSeq and is a predicted model, not a curated record. Gene Ontology annotation, cellular component: nucleus. Bases 164 to 631 code for a protein of 155 amino acids.